Molecule: messenger RNA, 1601 nt
Organism: Zymoseptoria tritici IPO323
Lineage: Eukaryota; Fungi; Ascomycota; Dothideomycetes; Mycosphaerellales; Mycosphaerellaceae
Exons: 5
Coding region: 603-1601 (332 amino acids)
Source: RefSeq, a predicted model, not a curated record
GUGGACCCUUCCAGUGAGCGCUUUGAAGUUGCUGAAGAACGUCGCUGAUCUUGGCUGGACUGCACUGUUUCUCAAUUGUGAACGUGUCUCAAAACCAGCAUGAACUGAUGAGCCUCAUGGACACGAAACCCCUCAGCCUCCUCUCGACUCCACGUUUUCGAAGACCACAGCCUCCUCUCUCUCACGUUUCUCGUGAUUGUAAGAGGUGGCAUGACUGCUGGCGUCAGAAGUCGAAGUGCUGGACUAUGAGCGGUGAUUCCAUCUUGCUAAGCCCAUGUCAUAAUCGGAAUAGAAAAUGUGGCGGCCCAGUCUUCACGUGCGUACGGUGAGAGCCUGGAUGAUAGAGAAGCAGCAGACACGCAGAGGCGGCAGAGCUCCUGGAGAGCUCCUCGAAGGAGUGGUCAACAACGAUUAGCUCUCUUGGCUCGGUACGAUCUACGGCUUGCCGACGCCGAGGCUGUGGCCUCUCUUCGUGCCGACGUUCUUGAAGAUCUUUCGGCGGAAGCAAGAACAUCGAUGCUAUCCGUCAUAUCGCCAUCCAAUCGCCAAUUGACACCGGAAACGAUCUGAAACACGAGGUCUUUCUACACGACUCCUCAAGCAUGUCAAGCACCCAGGUGCCCAACGAGAUCGUCCUUUUCUGGUACCCCUCGUCUCCCUACGGAAGGCGAAUGACAUGGUAUCUUGCUCUUCGCAACAUUCCGUACGCAGAAUGUAUCCAACCACACAUUCUCCCUCGCCCGACUCUUGAUGCAUUAGGUCUCAAGUACCGCCGCUCGCCAGUAAUGGCUAUCGGCCGUGAUCUCUACGUCGACACGCGACUAAUGAUUGCAAAACUGGAGCAAAUGUUCCCGCCAUCGGCAGAACACCCUGCUCUCUCGACUCCAGAGACAGCCGGCGUGGCGAGCUUGCUGCAAAAGUUGACGAUCGAAGGAAGCGUGUUUCGGGAAGUCGUCAAGCAGAUGCCGUCUGCCGUGUGGAAGGAUCCCAAGUUUGCUAAGGAUCGAGCUGAAUUCAUGCCGGAGUCGGGAAUGAAGACUGAUGGCAAGACGACGCGCGCCGAGGGCAUUACGCAUAUGCGGGCGAUGUUUGCGAUUAUUGAGUCGAUGUUUGCCGAUGGCAGGGAGUGGAUUGCUGGAACGGAGAAGCUUUCGUUGGCGGACCUUGAAGGAUUGUGGGCAAUCGACUGGUUCAUCAAGGACUUGAGAGCCAGCACGGACUACUUCACCGCGGGAAAGUACCCAAAACUCUUCGCCUGGCGAGACAGAUUCCGGGCUGUCUUGAAGCAAGCGAGAGAGCAAGCGCCUAAAGCCGUGUCGCUUAAGGGCGAGGAUGCUGUGAAGUUUGUCACUUCGGCAAGCUUCACCGACCAGGCAACGACAAUUGAUGAAAGUGAUCCGUUGAACCUCAAGCAAGGUGCUACAGUGGAGCUGUAUCCGACCGAUGGCGGUGGUUAUACACACCAAGAUCACGGUAAACUGGUCAAGUUGACCAAGGACGAGGUCGCCAUUGCCAUUCAAGCAAAGUCAGGCGAGGAGAUACGUGUUCAUGCUCCACGAUGGCAGUUCAGAGUGCGAGCCGUUGACGCUGCAAAGCUAUAG